GAAUUUAAUGGUAUAGGAAAUAUUAGAUUACUUAAGAUCUCGUUGAGCAUUUCAAUUUCCAAUCAGAGUUCCCCAUCACUGGCUGUUGGCAGAUUAGAAUGAAAGGUUUUGCAGGACUAGGACUAAGUUAAGAAAAAGGAAAUGCUACACUGAACAAAGCAUGCAGCUAAACAACAUCUAAAUCAUUUACGAUUUGAAAAUUGAGUCGUUUUUAAUUGCGUUUUUAGAAAUUUCUCGUUGAUCUCGCAAAGAUAGUUUACUGCAUUCUUAAGAUGCCCGCCGUAGACGUGGACACUGCCCUGUUAACCAUGGGUUAUGGGUUUGGUCAGGUGAUCAUUUUCAUGGUGAGCUUUUUCGUGUACAUGUACUCCGUAACUGAGUCCAUGACCGCUGGCUAUCUCGUGGUGCUGACCUCCUGCGAGUUCGAUACCUCACACGAAGAGAAGACCCUAUUGGCCAACUCCCUUCUGGGCGGGAUGGUAGCCUCCGGAUUGUUCAUUGGCUUUCUGGCGGACAGGUACGGCCGCAAGUUCGUUAUCCGGUUGGCACUCGUAGGAGCCCUGUGCUUCUCGAUGAUCUCUGCUUUCAUGCCGGAGCUCUAUUCGCUUUCUGUGGCACGAGUGGUCGUGGGAACCUUCCUCUCGGCGGUUGCAUCCUUGCAGGUGGGAUUCCUGGCGGAGUUCCACGCCGUCAAGUGGCGACCAAUUACUGUGGCCAUUUGCAGCCAAUCGCAGGGACUAGCGCUGAUCUACUGUCCACUGGUGGCCAUGGCUAUUCUGCCCUACAACUGGCAUGUGGACCUCAGCAGCUCCUUGAAUUUACGGGCCUGGCGAUUCCUGAUGAUGAUAUUCAUGAUUCCCGGCUGGUUGGCCCUGGUCGGUAUCUGUCUGGUGCCGGAGACUCCGCAUUUUCUUGUGUCCAUCAAUAGGCCGGACAAGGCCCUCGUGGCCCUUCAGUGGAUAUGCCGAAUGAACAGGAAAAAGUGGGAGGACAUUGACAUAACUCUGAGUGUAGAUACAUCAAACGUGGUCGAUCAGGGAGGCUUCUGGCAGAAUGUGUGGUACGAGUAUAAGCUGCUCUUUACCAAACCUCAGGUCUACAAGUUUUUUAUCUGCCUCAUGCUUAUUUUUGGGAUAUUCUUCACGUCCAUUGGACUGGGCAUCUGGUUUCCGGUUAUCCGCAACAUGGACAACUCGGGCUCGAACCGUUUAUGCGACCUCGUCAAUAAUAACCCAACAUUUAUGAGUCGCAAGGAUGCGGACUCGGCGGCACAGUGUAACGACGAGAUGACCAACCUGAUCGAUCCGGUCUACUACGGGUUAACCUACAUUGGUUGUUUUAUCCUGGCCUCCGUAUUGGUGCACUUCAUGGUCCGGAAGUAUGUGAUUGCGCUGCACAUCUUCAUUUCAUUUAUCCUGGGCAUAGCGCUAAACAUCUUGAAGCAGCCGACCAUCGUGCUAAUCUUUUUCGUGCUCAUGAUGGUGCUGCCUGGCGUCCUGAUCCCGCUGGCCACCUCGGUGCUAGUCGACUGCCUGCCCGUCAAUUUGCGCGGAAAGGCACUCUGUAUGGUUCGAUCACUGGCGCGAUUUGGUGGCGUUUUGGGCAGCACCAUGGUUGGGCUCUUCAUAAGGGUCACCUGCGAUGUAACCUUCAACAUUUUCACCAUCUGUCUGGCAAUUUGCGUCGUUUUGGCACUCUAUCAACCCAGGGACAUUGUGUAAUGCUGUAUGCUCGUCCAAAUUGUUCCGUGUUGCAAUAACGAGAAGUUUUUGAAUAAAGAUCAUAUCGUAAGCGUCA
Messenger RNA from Drosophila erecta, 1797 nucleotides. Its product is annotated as putative transporter SVOPL. The record is from RefSeq and is a predicted model, not a curated record. Gene Ontology annotation, cellular component: membrane. Gene Ontology annotation, biological process: transmembrane transport. The transcript is spliced from 5 exons. The coding region runs from base 273 to 1721 and encodes 482 amino acids. Lineage: Eukaryota; Metazoa; Arthropoda; Insecta; Diptera; Drosophilidae. Gene Ontology annotation, molecular function: transmembrane transporter activity.